Molecule: messenger RNA, 2007 nt
Organism: Plasmodium fragile
Lineage: Eukaryota; Apicomplexa; Aconoidasida; Haemosporida; Plasmodiidae
Exons: 1
Coding region: 1-2007 (668 amino acids)
Biological process (GO): mRNA splicing, via spliceosome
Cellular component (GO): spliceosomal complex
Molecular function (GO): RNA binding; RNA helicase activity; ATP binding
Source: RefSeq, a predicted model, not a curated record
AUGGGGAAGCUAAACGAAGGCAAGGAUGAGGGAGGCGGCGACAACGAUGGAGCCGACAGCAGUAGCAGCAGCGAAUUUGUUUACGAACCCAGGAGCGUACGAAAGAAGAGGUUCGUGGAUAACCUGGUGAAUAGCUUUUUAAGUGAAAAGAAGAAGAGGCAGGAGGAGGUGGAGCACGAAGAAGAGGGGGAAGAAGACGCAGAGGGUAGCGAGAAAAAUCACUCAAGUGAAAAUUCCAGUGGGGCAGAAAAUGGAGAUCAUCAGGAUGAGCAGGACAGGCGUAAAAAAGAUGGUAAGGAAAAAAAAAAGAAAUCUUCCAAGGACACAAAUAAUCAAAACCCAGUACAGGUAAACAUGCAGAAGAGUCUCCUGGAGACAUUCUACAAAAUGAAAUUGCAGGCACAAAACAAUGAAGUGGACGAGACAGAAGAGAUUCGGAAAAAUGAGGAGAAAAUAUUAGCACAGGUGUCCAAAGCGUUAAAUGCACCACUACAAUCUGUAAAGGAAAGAGCGAAAGGUAUUGUGUAUAAUGAGAACUUCAAGACCAUAUGGACGCUACCAAGCAAGUAUAAGGUGCUAAGUGAUAAGUACGUGAGUAAAGUGAGAAACGUAUUUUAUAUCGACGUAAGUGGAAGUGAUAUUCCACCACCUAUUAAAAACUUUCGUGACAUGAAAUUUCCCAAGCCCAUUUUAAAAGCUUUGAAAAAAAAAAAAAUUGAUAAACCUACACAAAUACAAAUGCAGGGAUUACCAUCCAUCCUACUUGGUAGAGACAUCAUUGGAAUUGCAUUUACGGGGAGUGGGAAAACGCUUGUUUUCGUUCUACCUUUGGUUAUGAUUUGCUUGGAAGGAGAACUACGAUGUCCAAUUGAGGAGGGGGAAGGACCACUGGGCCUUAUCAUAUGUCCAUCAAGAGAACUAGCAACACAAACGCAUAAUGUUAUAAAGUAUCUUUGUGAAUUUCUACAUAAGGAUAAUUAUCCAAUGUUAAGGAGUUUGUGUAUGAUUGGAGGAGUAAGUACUUUUGAUCAGGGACGAGAAAUACAAAAAGGAUUGCACAUGAUUGUGGCAACCCCCGGUAGAUUAAAUGAUAUGUUAAAUAAAAAACGAAUGACCCUUGAGCAGUGUAGAUACCUUUGCUUUGAUGAAGCGGAUAGGUUAAUUGAUUUAGGGUUCGAAGAAGAAGUACGUAACACUUUAGAUCAUUUUUCGAGACAAAGGCAAACGUUACUCUUUAGUGCAACCAUGCCAAAGAAGAUACAAGAGUUCGCCAAAUCCACUUUAGUAAAUCCAAUAAUCAUCAAUGUUGGAAGAGCUGGUGCAGCUAACUUGGACGUCAUACAAGAAGUAGAAUAUGUGAAAGAAGAAUUGAAACUAUCUUACCUGUUAGAAGUGCUACAGAAAACAGGGCCCCCCGUUUUAAUUUUUUGUGAAAACAAGAAAGAUGUGGAUGAUGUGCAUGAGUAUUUGUUAUUGAAGGGGGUGAAUGCAAUUGCUAUUCAUGGAAAUUUAGGUCAGACAGAGAGGCAGGAAGCGAUUAAUUUGUUUAGGGAAGGGAAAAAAGAUAUACUAGUAGGAACAGAUGUCGCUUCGAAAGGGUUGGAUUUCCCAUCCAUUGAACAUGUUAUUAAUUAUGACAUGCCAAAGGAUAUAGAAAAUUAUGUACAUCGAAUUGGUAGAACUGGUAGAUGUGGAAAAACUGGAAUCGCUACAACAUUUAUUAAUAAGAAUCAGGAAGAAGCCAUUUUGUUAGAUCUAAAAGCUUUAUUGAUUGAAGCUAAGCAGAAGAUUCCACCCUUUCUAGAAAUGCUUGACAGCAAAGGAAUCAACUUAAAGGAAAUCGGAGGUGUCAAGGGCUGCUCCUACUGUGGUGGCCUUGGACACAGAAUCACCCAGUGCUCCAAAUUAGAGAGCCAGAGAAACAAGCAGAUAUCCUUCACCAACAAGGACAUUCUCUCUAGCAGUAACAAGCAUAAUAAUAUGCACGCAUACACGGGGGAUUGGUAG